CCCUCCCCCACAACCCAGCUGGAAUAUAAGAGGCGCACCAGUUAUACCGGUCUCAUUAUUCCCCCCUGAACGUCCGUCAUGAUGCGUGGAAGCGGCGUGGUUGCUGGAGUGGUGGUGUUAAUGGUGACUUUGGCAGUGGUAACCUCGCAGAAUGUAGGUGGUGGCAACCAAGGGUGCCGCUACUUCUGCAGGACGCCCACCAACGCUCUCUACUGCUGCGAGGACGAGCGUUCCCCAAUCAAUCGGCCUACAGUGAAACCCUUGCUGUGCCCUGCAGUUGGGACAAGGUGCAACCCUUCCAGCUUCGCCAUCCCCUGCAGCAACGACGGCGCCUGUCCCGGCAACAACAAAUGCUGCUACGAUGUGUGCAGGCGGAGACACAUCUGCAGCCCUCCUUCCUUUACCUAACUUGUACUCCUCGUACUGGUAACAUCGACGUACCCCUCUGACUUGCCAGUACGGUCAUUCGUCUGCUAUUCUACUGAUGUGCAAUGGACGUUUUUGUGAAGAAAUCUAUGAGUAUCUAUAGAGUUUGGACAAUCUAUGAGUAUUUAGAGAGCUUGGACAAUCUAUGAGUAUUUAUAGAGCUUGUACAGUCUAUUAGUAUCUAUGGAGCUUGUACAAUCUAUGAGUGUCUAUAGAGCUUGAAUUUAAGCACAGAACGGAAAAUUGUACAGAUAAAUACUUGGUUCAAAUAUGCAAGUUUAUAAUCUCUUUCAAAAUAAAUAUAUAUUUAUUCAUUUUAACCACGAUUAACUAUACUCUUUAAGCACGUUUCGAAACUAUAUGAUGACAAAAUUACAGUCUAGUGUAUAAAUUUUAUAAAUUAGAAAUAAAAACUACGAAAAUG
Procambarus clarkii (red swamp crayfish) is the source of this 850-nucleotide messenger RNA. Lineage: Eukaryota; Metazoa; Arthropoda; Malacostraca; Decapoda; Cambaridae. The record is from RefSeq and is a predicted model, not a curated record.